AUGACCGAGCAGGUCGACGCCCUCAGCCCAGCGGGUGUCUCUGAGCUCGCCACCUUCAUCAUCCGCCCUCCACGCGCCCACUACUCCACCUCCGACCUCGGCGACCGCGUCCUGCUCGUAGACAGGGUCCCCGCCUGUCGCACAGACCUCCACCUCCGCAAUGCUCGCGAUCAGACCCUGCAGGCAAGCCACUUCAAGCCCGUCGCCGCGCCCCCCGACGCCCCCGUCGUCGUCUAUCUUCACGGAAAUGGCUCGUGCAGAGUCGAGGCCACCACCCUCCUGCACUACGUCAUCCCGUACGGCCUCUCCCUCUUCGCCUUUGACUUUUCCGGCAGCGGACGCAGCGAGGGCGAGUACAUCUCACUUGGCGUCAAUGAGAAGCACGACGUCGAAACAGUCGUCGAUCAUCUCGUCAACGAAUGCGCCGUCUCCCGCAUCGUCCUCUGGGGCCAUUCCAUGGGCGCGGCCACCGCCGUCAUGUACGCCGGCUUGUGUAAGCGCUCGCCGCAGAUCCGCGCCCUCGUCCUUGAUUCCCCCUUUGCCAGCUUUGAUAAGCUCGCCCAGUCGAUGGUCGCCGAUAUGCCCAUUCCUUCUGCCGUCCCGCGCAAGCUCAUCCUCUCCGUCGGCGUUCGCGCCGUCCGCAAGGCUGUGCGCGAGCGCGCUGCCUUCGACGUCAAUGACAUUGACCCCCUCUCAGCUGCCAAAAAGAUUAACUAUCCGCUCCCAGCCUUGUUCUUGCAUGGCACUGCCGAUGCCGUUGUCCCGCUCACCCAUGGACAACAACUCCACAAGACCUUUCCCGCUUCCGAAAAGCACCUUAUCGUCAUGCAGAGUUUGGAGCACGACACCCCGCGCCCAGAGUGGGUGAUGGAUCGCAUCCAUGUGUUUUUGCAAAAGCAUCUCCGGGAGGAGGGGACCGACGAUAUUUUGUACCUCGAUUAUCUUAAGGGGCGGGGUAAUGCUGCCAUGCUGUCUGGUCGCUUUGAGGAUUCAGUCCAUGUGUAUUCGCAGGCCCUCAAUGCACUUGCCUCCCACUCCAUUGGUUUGGCACACAUGCGGCAUCUCGAUGGGCGCCACACCCGUUCCAAGUUCCACCCACAUGACGUCGAUGAGGACUUCCAGUACCAUGUUGUGCGUCGACAUUCCUCCAUUUCUAACUUUGUGAACAGCGUCAAGCGAUGGCGGAGUUCCUGCGUACCACUUUCAGGGGAUGAAAACAAUUUUCGAGCACCGCGUCAUCACCCAAAAGUUUCGGAGCAACAUCGUCACAGGCAGGCGGCGGCCGAGAAUGCGAGGCAUACUAGCGGACCUGUUCCGAAUGAUUUGAUGGAUUUCAACGAAACUCCAGCUUCUUCACGAGAUUCAAAUGCAGCUAAUGAAUUACAUUCAUUGCACUCGUCACCGCUCGUGGAUGACAAGCGAAGUGACGGGGCGGGGAGUAGCGGCCGAUUUUCUAAAACGGGUCUUACUCGCUCAUGGCACGCCAACAGUUUUAUUGCAAGUCUGAAAAAGAAAAUGAACUUCAGCUGGCACGGCAGUGCCUCCUCGACGCAGUCUCCAACCUCGCAGGGUGUCACUUCCCGUCCAGACGGGACAGAAAAAGAUUCAGCGGACAGGCGCGAGCCGGAUGGGCGUAGAAACUCCAAGUCGUUGUCUCAAGAUGGAGAAUCGCAACAUCGACCGUCGAGUAAAAGCGAGGAACGGCAAGCCCGCAAAGGCAGUCGCAGUCGUUCGAGCUCCACAGGGAGGUUGUCUCGUUCUUCCAGCCGUGUGCGUAUUGGACAUCGUUCAAAACGGCGCGAGAGCGUACUACGUGCUAAUGCCCCUUCUGGCCAAGACCAUGGCUCAGGCCACAGGAUGUGGUACAGCCCUGAUGAAAUGAAGCGACGAAUGAAGACUCCAGAUCUGUCGUCGUUGAAGAGUCGAUUCUCCAACGGGGAUACGGUCACACGUGGCGCAGAAGUGGACUCUCUUGGACGGGUCCCUUCGGACGAGCGGACGACAGCCAGCUUUGAUACGAAGUCAUGGAAGUUGGACGACGAGCGGAAAGCGCUAGCGCUGGCACUGCUCGGAAAUCGCAGUCUUGCACGAAGAAGGGCGAAGGAUGUGAACGGAGCGCUAGCCGACGCCAUGACGAGCAUUGAUUUGGAUCCGUCGUGGGUGCGUGGAUACGUGCGCAAAGCGGCUGCACUACGAGAGAUUGGGGACUUGCGCCAAGCGAGGGUGUGCGUGGUCGAAGGUCUGCGACAGGAUCCGGAACACGCAGGUCUGACGGAUAUGCUGCAGUCAGUUGAUAUCGCCCUCGAGGCUGAGAAGUUGGCGCAUGAGCGCAAGCAGGUACAACGAACGGAAGAAAGCGAAGCGGAUGUCAACGCGCUUUCCGGACAGGCGUAA
Chondrus crispus (carragheen) is the source of this 2394-nucleotide messenger RNA. RefSeq lists its product as hypothetical. NCBI's taxonomy places the organism in Eukaryota, Rhodophyta, Florideophyceae, Gigartinales, Gigartinaceae. Gene Ontology annotation, molecular function: protein binding. The transcript has a single exon. The coding region runs from base 1 to 2394 and encodes 797 amino acids. The record is from RefSeq and is a predicted model, not a curated record.